Messenger RNA from Urocitellus parryii (Arctic ground squirrel), 972 nucleotides. It is a transcript of the gene Tas2r42, whose product is annotated as taste 2 receptor member 42. Lineage: Eukaryota; Metazoa; Chordata; Mammalia; Rodentia; Sciuridae. Gene Ontology annotation, molecular function: G protein-coupled receptor activity; bitter taste receptor activity. The record is from RefSeq and is a predicted model, not a curated record. Gene Ontology annotation, biological process: G protein-coupled receptor signaling pathway; sensory perception of taste. Gene Ontology annotation, cellular component: membrane.
AUGUUCACUGGAUCUGGUACAUUGUAUCUGAUAUUGUUAAUAGCAGAACUGGUCAUUGGAAUGCUGGGGAAUGCAUUCAUUGGAGUGGUAAACUGUUUGGAAUGGGUCAAGAACCGAAAGAUCUCCUUAGCUGACUGCAUCAUCACCUGUUUGGCUGUCUCUAGAUUUUGUUAUCUGUUGGUGGCGUUGUUUGAUUCAUAUACAGUAGUACUAUCUCCAUAUUCGUAUGGCCUUCAUAAAUUAUCGAUCUCUGUCACUAGACUUUGGAGUGUGAUCAAUUAUGUUACAACCUGGUUUGCCACGAGCCUAAGCAUUUUAUACUUCCUCAAGAUAGCCCACUUCUCCCACCCGCUUUUCCUUUGGCUGAAGUGGAGAAUGAACAGAGUGGUUCUUGGACUUCUUGUAUUUUCUUUGUUCAUCCUGACUUAUGAUUUUCUAUUGCUAGAUAGCCUUACUGGUGUCUUACUAUAUGUCUAUGGGAUAGAUARAAGUAAUCUAACUUUAUAUUCAGAUGAAAGUAAAAUUCCUGGUGUUAAGAGACUAAUUCUUCAUGGCUUGAACUAUCUGAUCCCCUUUGUUCUGACUCUGGCCUCACUGCUCCUUUUAUUUCUGUCCUUGGCGAGACACACCAGAAAUCUGGAACUCGGCUCCAUUGGCUCUGGGGAUGCCAGCACCAAGGCCCAGAAGGCCAUGAAAAUGGUGUUGUCUUUCCUCUUCCUCUUCAUAAUUCACUUGUUUUCCAUGCAAGUGUCGCCUUGGCUCUAUCUUGCAUCUCAGAAAAGCAAGUUAUUAUUUUUUUUUACAUUAGCAUUAAAUAUCUUUCCUUCAGGCCACCCAUUCAUUCUGAUUCUGGGAAAUAGCAAGCUGCAACAGACAGCMUCAAGGGUUCUGUGGCAUCUUAAAUGUCACCUGAAAAGAGCAAAUCCCUUAGCUUUACACAUACGCUUCCCAGAGUCUUUUCUGAGAAAGUAA